AUGGAGAGCUGCGGUGUUUCAGUCCGCUCCGGUGCUCCUCCACCUCCCCGGCUCUACUGCUGGAAUCACGCCGAGCCGGGCAGCAGGUGCCCCAUCAUCAUGUGGAGGAUGAGGAUGAGCUGUCUGCUGCGGUGUGGACGCAACUCCACCUCCCCGGCUCUACUGCUGAAGUCACGCCGAGCCGGGCAGCAGGUGCCCCAUCAUGUGGAGGAUGAGGAUGAGCUGUCUGCUGCGGUGUGGUUUUUGGACGUUGGGAGUGAAGCAGCGGUGUGUCUGAUGGGCGCAUCUGCAAAGUACAUAUUCAUUUCUCAAGCUGGACAAGUUGCAGGAGGGGAGAGAUCAAACAGCGUGGUGCGUUCGGGGGAUGCAGCGCUGCCGUCCGCAUACAGGAAAUGGAAGCAUGAAAAUGUUUUGGGCCUAUCUGUCAAGAGAAACCAGCCAAAGGAGGAAGAGAAUGGAAACAAGGGCGAGCAUAAUAAAGAUGGAGAUGUUCCUGCACCGGAAAACAAAGAUAACCAGACUGAAAGUGAAAGCAGCAGUUCAGAGACCACUGGAACAUCCACUGAAGACAGCUCAGAGGAGGAAGAGGAGGAGGAGGAGGAGGAAGGGAAUUCUGCAGAAGGCAAUAAUGACGGGGAUGGAGGAGAAGAAGACGAUGGAAAGACCAGUGCAGAAGAGUCCACCUGUGGUGCUGGACGGGAACCAGAGGCUGUGAAUGGGAGAGAUGACCGAUUCAAAUUAAGCUGUGAAAAGUGCAAAGCCAUCCAGCAGACCCACGGCAAUGAGCUGGUUACCCCCCGCAGGAUCUCCAAGGGAAGAUUACAGGUGCAGCUGGAAGAAGAGGGCACGUACGAGUGCUCCCUCACCGGCCUGGUGUUCGAAGCCACCGAGCGGGUUCUCGUGCGAUACUCAGUCUUGUCUUGGUCCAAGUUUGGCGCAUUCCUGCUGGGUUCCUGGAGAUUUGCUGGACCAAUCUUCAACGUGGAGACGGUGAACAAGGAUGCAUCUAUCCUCAAGUCUAUCCAGUUCCCUCACUCCAUUUGCCUCGCUCAUCCAGAAGAUGAGAUGACAUUCAGUGUCCUGCACAUAAAGGAUAACCGUCCACUCAUUGAGCCGACCGCGGACCACUCGGGGAGCCACGUGAAGUGGAACGUGACGUCCCUGUCACCCGUGGGUCCCAUCAUUCAGACGAGUCGCACCGUGGAACACCACGGGGUGGUUCUGGUCUACAAGCAGCUCGGCACCGACACCAGCAGCUACAGCUUCCACGUCUACCUGGCCACCAACAGCGCUUCUGACAUCAAGGACGUGGGGAAACAGGUUCGGGGCUACAAGAACCGCUACAUCAAGAUAGAUAAGCCUCCCACGUGUAAACUGGAUGAAGGGACGUAUCGUCUCCUCAGCGAGCCGGAGGGAGACAUCAAACCUCAGGACCUGAAAUUCACUCUUGCAGUGACUAAGAUGAAAGGCUACUUUGAAGCUUUCUUUGAGCAGCCGCCCCCUUUCAAACUGUCUCUAUUAGAGACGAAUACAGAAGAGACGGUUUGGUCCGCCACCAUCAGAGAAGGUGACUGUGUGGACAACACUGACAAGAAGCCAAGGAAAAGGACCAUCUCAGGCAGACAGAGGAGCAGCAGCCCCUCAGAAGAAGAAACCACCAAUAAAAGACCUCGAUGGAAAGACGAGUCAGAUGGAGUGAAACCAGCGGUGAUUCAGGGCCAGGACAUGUCGGAGAAGCAGCUGCUGCAGCUGGCCCGGCAGCUUGGGAACGAAUGGAAGCAGGUGGCCAUCUACCUGGACCUGAACUCCAAGGAGCUGGAGGAGAUACAGGCGACGGAGAACGAUGUCAUAUUUCAGAAGUUGAAGAUGCUGGUGAAGUGGAAGAGCAAAAGCCUUCCUGGGAAAGCCACAGCAUACGAGCUGUGGAAGAGUGUGAACGACCUGGAUGACUUGAGGAGCGAGUUUCAUCAGACUCUGCGAGGUAUGGACAGUCGAGUACCCGAGUGAAAGGCUGUGAUUACAAUAUCUGUUUCUGCAGCAGAUGGAGGCUGCAAAGCAGAGCCAGUCCGUGGACCAAACCUCAGCUCUUCCAUCCGCUCUGAGUUUACCAAGAUUAAAAACACUGAGCAGUUUGUAUGGAGAAAAAAAAAAAGUCCGUCUUCACAAGCAUUUUUGAACAUUAAGGUUCACAUGUGGUCUUUUGUUUAUAUAAUGAGUAUGGAGUAGAGAAGCUGUGCCUACAGGUACAUUUAUUUGAUAGGUUGUAUGACCAGUGGAGGUCAUUGAUAUGUUUGGUAGCUAUUUUUGUAGCCAGUAACAGAUUUGUUUGUCGGUGCUGCAGUGUUGCAACUGCUAUAAUCAGGUAAAAUCCAACUGGUGUACAUUUUUAAAUGUUCUCUUUUCUUUUUUGAGGGAUUUUUUUAUAUAAAACAUUUUAGGCAUUAAAUCCACGUUACUGUUCAAAGCCAUACAAGCUAAAAAAUUGAACUAUGUUGUACAUUUCUAUAUAUUUCUGUGGAUAUCAUUUUGUAAUCUACUUUUUUCAAGCUUAUAGUUUAUUUUUUUUAAGUCUGUCGUAUCCGUCUGUACUUAUUUCUGUUUUAUUUGAUUGAUUGAUUGAUUGAUAUGAUUUGAUUGAACUGUGACCAAAAUAAUGUUCAUGACUUGAACCAGGAAUCCUUUCCUGGCCUCCCAAGGCUAGAAAGCACAAUCUGUGUUUGUAAGAAAUAAUUAUGUUUGUGUAUUUCAGAGAGGACCACUCAUAUGAAAAUUACUUGUUUAAUAAUUAUUUUUUUUAAUUAAAGGCUGAAUUGCACUGUCCUGCUGCGUGAGAGCAGGGAAAGGUUGGGCUUGAAAAGCAAAACAGAAUCAAUUUGGACCCCCAAGAUUUGAAGCUACGCUGUGAAUGCUGAACAAAAAUAGUCUUCCAGUGAUCAUAUUUAGAAAAAUACUAUUCUUGGAGAUGUGACCACUAUUUCAGAAAUGCUGCAGAAAUGUUAUCUGGAACACUGAAUCACUUUUGGGAGCCCUGUUAUAAUGUUUACAUUAAGAGGAUCAGGUUGCCGACUUAAAGACUUUACUGCAAACAUUCCAGUCCAUCCUUUUUAGUUUCAUUUCUGUCAGGUCUGAAUCUCUCCAAAGACCUUUGAAGUCAUCUGUAGACUGAAUUAAACAAUACAAGGCAUUUUUCUUCUUUUGAGCAUCCUUUUGUACAAUCAUGUUUCAGGUUACAACUAUUUGGAAGCUAUUCAAGCUUUAUUUUAGAUUAAGAUGACGUGACUUUCUUACGUCUGAUAGGUGAGGUCUUGACACGUAUCAGGAAGUUGAAACUUGUAUCACCACUUCUGUCAGACACUGCAUGUUUGUGAACUGAUGAAAUUGGAAAGCAAAAUGCUUUCCAAUUCGAACUUGAUAAAGGAUUUCA
Cololabis saira (Pacific saury) is the source of this 3424-nucleotide messenger RNA. RefSeq lists its product as uncharacterized. Gene Ontology annotation, cellular component: THO complex part of transcription export complex. Lineage: Eukaryota; Metazoa; Chordata; Actinopteri; Beloniformes; Belonidae. Gene Ontology annotation, molecular function: protein binding. The transcript is spliced from 21 exons. The coding region runs from base 1 to 2007 and encodes 668 amino acids. The record is from RefSeq and is a predicted model, not a curated record. Gene Ontology annotation, biological process: mRNA export from nucleus; regulation of DNA-templated transcription elongation; signal transduction.